GCUCGAGAACCCACUUUAUAAGCGCCGUAUUACUGGCAAUCAUUACUUGCAAAGAAAUCGUGCUCACAAAAUGUAUCGUUUGCUGGCGCUUGUACUUUUGUUCAAUUUUGCUGUUGGCCAUUUUCAUUAUGACUUCUUUGAUGAUGACAGUGAUUGUGGCUCGGGAUCCCACGAGCAAUUUGAUGAACCCUUUCCUGGCCCCAGUCAUUUCCCAGGCCCCAGUCCAUUCCUGGGUCCUGGUCAUUUCCCAGGCCCCGGUCCAUUACCGGGCCCCGGUCCAUUACCGGGCCCCGGUCCAUUCCCGGGCCCCGGUCCAUUCCCAGGUCCCGGUCCAUUCCCAGGCCCCGGUCCAUUCAUAGGCAUCGGUCCAUUCCCGGGCCCCGGUCCAUUCCCAGGACCCGGUCCAUUCCCAGGUCCCGGUCCAUUCCCAGGUCCCGGUCCGAUUCCGCGCCCCGGUCAUUUCCCAGGUCCCGGACCUUUCCCAGGUCCCGGACCUUUCCCAGGUCCCGGACCUUUCCCAGGUCCCGGACCUUUCCCUGGUCCCGGUCCUUUCCCAGGCCCCAGACCUUUCUCUUGCUCUGGCCCUUGCGAUUGCCAGGGACCCGAUAAUAAACGUCCAAUGGAAACUGACUUCGAUAAGCUGGCUCGUUACGUGAUCUCCGCCGACAAGCAGGUGUAUAACAGUUGCAAGCAAAGCUCGUACAGCCGGGUGCGUGUGCUGCCGGGUGAGGACAUGUACGCACUCAAGUACAACCUGCCUGAGUUCGCCGAGAGUGGCAUCAAGUUGCAGAUCAAGCACCGUGUCAUCUCGGCCACUGCGGAGGCCCAGGGCGUUCCCACCUUCAAGGACUUGAGAAUCAUCCCGGAAUUUGUGAAAGUGGCUGACGCGUCCUGGUCCUUCCAGAAUGGUACUCUAACGGUUUUGAUGCCGUACAAAAAUCCUCUGAAAACCGAAGUAGCCUUAGAUUGUACAAGUAAUAUUAAUGAAUCUGUUAUAGAUGUAGCCAAAAUGACGAAUUCUGAAGACGAUCUGAGAAUUUUGGGUUGAUAGCCUUUAGAAAGCACUAUAAGAUGUUUGUGAUUUAUUUACGUUAAAGUUAAAUGUAUGUUACUCGUACAAUGUAUUAAACUUAGAAUUAGUGUUAAAAAAUAAAAAUUGUGUGUAAUUAAUUAGAA
Papilio xuthus (Asian swallowtail) is the source of this 1176-nucleotide messenger RNA. RefSeq names its product WW domain-binding protein 11-like. Bases 71 to 1048 code for a protein of 325 amino acids. The record is from RefSeq and is a predicted model, not a curated record. The transcript has a single exon. Lineage: Eukaryota; Metazoa; Arthropoda; Insecta; Lepidoptera; Papilionidae.